Molecule: messenger RNA, 1134 nt
Organism: Salarias fasciatus (jewelled blenny)
Lineage: Eukaryota; Metazoa; Chordata; Actinopteri; Blenniiformes; Blenniidae
Gene: eapp
Product: e2f-associated phosphoprotein
Exons: 6
Coding region: 85-987 (300 amino acids)
Cellular component (GO): nucleus
Source: RefSeq, a predicted model, not a curated record
AAAGCAGCGGAGACGGUCGCAUGUCGCCGCCGGCUCGUUGGCGUCUCAUUAUUUUUGCGGUUUGAGUUAUUAUUUUUUUGAAACAUGAAUAAGCUGUGUGGAUCGGAGGAGGUGGACUCCUAUGAGAUCGAGGAGCCGAGCGAUGAGGAGCGAGCUGCCAGCAGCUCGGAGGACGAGCUGGAAAUCCUGCUGAACGGGACGCCGGAGCAGAAGAAGAAGCUGAUCCGAGAGUAUCUGACCGGGGAGAGCGAGUCGUCCAGCGGGGACGAGUUUGAGAAGGAGAUGGAGGCGGAGCUGAGCUCCACCAUCAGGACCAUGGAGGGAAGCUGGGGACCAGCAGCAGAAACUCCAGAGGGGGGAGGAGGAGGUGGUGGUUCUGGACCUUCAAACCCUCGAAUGUACGACAAAGUGUACUUCGACUCGGACUCGGAGGAGGAGGACGCAGCGGGAAGCUCGACGGGCCGGCGGCGGAAACAGCGCGCCAUCCCGACCAACGACGAGCUGCUGUAUGACCCGGACGAGGACGACCGGGACCAGGCGUGGGUGGACGCCCAGAGGAGACGGUACAGCAGGAAGCGGGCCGGCCCCAGCUCUCAGUCCCGGUCCCGCCAGGCUCAGGGGUUACCGAGCAGCGACGCCGUCCUCAACUGUCCCGCCUGCAUGACCACGCUGUGUCUGGACUGUCAGAGACACGAGAAGUACCGCACGCAGUACCGCGCCAUGUUCGUCAUGAACUGCACGGUGAAGAGGGACGAGGUGCUGCGCUACAAGAGCCAGCAGGACGGGAAGCGGCAGAGGAGGAAGAGGAGGAAGGGCGGCGGGGGCGGGGCCAAUCCCGACCAGGCCCCGCCCGACCCGGCGCCGGCGGGCAUGGACGCCGACGAGACGUACCACCCGGUGCGCUGCUCCGAGUGCUCCACGGAGGUGGCGGUGUUCGACCGGGACGAGGUGUACCACUUCUUCAACAUCCUGGCCAGCCACUGCUGAACGGACUCUCGCUCUUUUUAACCCGACACGUCGGAGACCAAAACACGGACUACUGCGGCUCGGACGGCGUCCGUCUGGAUAAAGUUCCAGAACAUCCCGAAGGAGCCACUACCACUUUGUUUGUAUUAAAUUGAACUCUGCUGAGAA